CCGCUCCCCACGGGCCUGCCUUUUCCACCUUCAGUCACUUGCACUGUGCCAAAAGUCUCGACGACCCCCGCCUUCGUAGCCAUCCGCCAUCUCGUACGCUUGUCUGCGACACAGCGGCCCCGACCAUUAAGAAGCUCCUCACGCGCAAGAAGUCGCCUCCGAAAAGUGCUCCCGAGCACGCGACGUUACACCCCAACAUGGCCUCCUCUAUGCCGCCCGUCCCCGCAAAGGACGAUGUAAACGCCACGUGGAAGUAUCUCGAAGCCGGCGUUGACAAGAUCAUGACCAACCUGCGCGAGGGCGUCGACAUGAAGACAUAUAUGGGUCUCUACACGGCGAUUCACAACUUUUGCACCGCCCAGAAGGCUGUGGCAGGCUCGUCGUUCCAAGCCGCAAACAACCGCGGAGGAGCCCAUCUUCUCGGAGAGGACCUCUACCAACACCUGAUCGAAUACCUCAAGACGCACCUUGCAGAAGUACAGGCAGCCUCACGGCAACAUGUCGACGAAGCGCUCCUCCAUUUUUACAUCAAGGAGUGGAACCGGUACACGACGGCUGGCCAGUACAACAACCAUUUGUUCCGCUAUCUGAACCGCCAUUGGGUCAAGCGUGAGAUGGACGAGGGCAAGAAGAACAUCUACGACAUCUACACAUUACACUUGGUGCGCUGGAAGGAGGACAUGUUCACGGGCAGUCAAGAGAGCGUCAUGCGGUCAGUGCUCAAGCUGGUUGAGAAGCAGCGAAACGGCGAGACGAUAGAACAAUCGCAGAUCAAGUCGGUGGUGGAUUCAUUCGUUUCCCUGGGUCUGGACGAGGCGGACAGCUCCAAGUCGACGCUCGAUGUGUAUAAAGAGUACUUUGAGAAGCCUUUCCUGCAGGCAACGGCCGAAUACUACGACAACGAGUCCAAGCAGUUCCUUGCCGAGAACAGUGUCGUGGAAUACAUGAAGAAGGCCGAGAUUCGUCUGGAAGAGGAGAAGGAGCGCGUUCCGCUAUACCUGCUCAACGAGAUCAUGUCUCCGUUGAUGCGGACAUGCGAACAGUCGCUCAUCACGAACCACUCGCAAGCCCUUCGCGAGGAGUUUCAAAUUCUCCUCGAUCACGACAAGGAAGAGGACCUGGGCCGCAUGUACAAGCUGCUGGCCCGCAUUCCCGAAGGUCUUGACCCUCUGCGUCUACGGUUCGAGAACCACGUCAGGAAGGCUGGUCUGGCUGCAGUCGACAAGAUUGCGCAGGAUGGCGAGAACAUUGAGCCCAAGGUGUACGUCGAGGCGCUCCUUGAAGUCCACACGCAGUACCAGGCGCUCGUUAACAAGGCCUUCAACGGCGAAUCUGAGUUUGUUCGAUCGCUGGACAACGCUUGUCGUGAGUUCGUCAACCGAAACAAGAUUUGCAAGUCGGGCUCCAACAAGUCGCCGGAACUCCUCGCAAAGUACACUGACACGCUGCUGAAGCGCUCCAACACCAAGAUGAGCGAAGAGGACGACAUGGAGAAGCUACUGACACAAAUCAUGACUGUCUUCAAGUACAUUGAAGACAAGGACGUGUUCCAGAAGUUUUACUCGCGCAUGUUGGCCAAGCGCUUGGUCCAGACCACAUCUGCGUCGGAUGAUGCUGAGACCAGCAUGAUUUCAAAGUUGAAGGAGGCUUGUGGUUUUGAGUACACCAACAAGCUCCAGCGCAUGUUCCAGGAUAUGCAAAUCUCCAAGGACUUGAACACUGCAUUUAAGGAAUGGCAGGCAAACAACUUGGACGAGGCUGACAUCAAGACCAACGUAGAUGCAUCAUACCAUAUUCUUGGCACCGGUUUCUGGCCGUUGAACCCACCCACAACUCCAUUCACUCCCCCGCAACUCAUCGUCCAGACGUAUGACCGUUUCUCGCGCUUCUACAACCACAAGCACCAGGGCCGUAAGCUGACAUGGCUGUGGCAGCUGUGCAAGGGUGAGGUCAAGGCCAAUUACUGCAAGGUUGCAAACUUGAAGACUUCACCAACCUUCCAGGUCUCAACAUAUCAGAUGGCUAUUAUGCUACUGUUCAAUGACAGUGACACGGUCACAUACGACGAGAUUGCCGAAGCGACCAAGCUGAACAAGGAGACUCUCGAUCCUAGCUUAGGUGUCUUUAUCAAGGCCAAGGUCCUUCUCACUCAGCCCGAGAAUGCUAAGCACGAGUCGGGCACUGUGUACAAGCUCAACACUGGCUUCAAGACCAAGAAGGUGAAGAUGAAUUUGAACAUUGGUAUCAAGUCUGAACAAAAGGCCGAAGCAGAGGACACACACAAGACGAUUGAAGAGGAUCGCAAGCUUCUCAUUCAGUCGGCCAUUGUGCGCAUCAUGAAGUCGCGAAAGAAGAUGAAGCACCAGCAACUCGUGUCGGAGACGAUCCAGCAGAUCAAGAACCGCUUCAUGCCGCGCGUUCCCGACAUCAAGAAGUGUAUAGACAUUCUGCUGGAGAAGGAGUACCUGGAGCGUCUAGAGGGCGAUGAGCUCGGUUACCUGGCAUAAGCUGUUUCCUGACGGGCCUUCUUCCUUCUUCCCUUUGAAAGCGCAACAGGCCCCGCUUGAGUAAUGAGUAAUGGGUUCCAAAUUUCCACCGGUCGGGUAUUCAUCUACAUCACACCGCGUCUCUUCUUUUGGGUUUUUUUUCCCAUGAUGUAUCAUUUUGGCGUUUCUUCUUUUUUUUUGGUGUGUGUUCUUUCCGAGACAGCGGCGAUGGGAUGGGCGUGAGGUUUAUACUUUACUACCCUCUGUGAGCUGAGGUAAAAAAAGAUAAAGGAGGAGGGGAGGAGCGCGCGCGCACGUCGGUUUCUGGGUCCAACGUGGGGCGGGGGGGGGGG
Exserohilum turcica Et28A is the source of this 2839-nucleotide messenger RNA. RefSeq lists its product as uncharacterized. The transcript is spliced from 3 exons. The record is from RefSeq and is a predicted model, not a curated record. Gene Ontology annotation, biological process: protein ubiquitination; SCF-dependent proteasomal ubiquitin-dependent protein catabolic process. Gene Ontology annotation, molecular function: ubiquitin protein ligase binding. Gene Ontology annotation, cellular component: SCF ubiquitin ligase complex. Bases 198 to 2507 code for a protein of 769 amino acids. NCBI's taxonomy places the organism in Eukaryota, Fungi, Ascomycota, Dothideomycetes, Pleosporales, Pleosporaceae.